AAUUACACUAGAAAAAUUUCAAACGGAAUAAUCCUCUUUCCCCUAAUUUUCCCUCCUAAAAUUUGAGAAUCUCCCUCCAAUACAAAACCCUAGUACAUUUCAGUAUAUCAAACCCCAUAUUUUCUUCUCAAAUCAUACAACGAUCAGACAACGCUUACUCACUGUAUUCAGCUGAAGAAAAAUGGCGAAAUCGAAUCACCAAGACGACCUCGAUCUUCUCCUCUCACUUGAAGAUCGUGUUCUCGAAACCCCGCCUGCUUCUCCUUCAGGAUAUUUAUCUGAUGAUGGGGUGCCGAAGCGAACAAGGCACGUUGACAUGUCCGUUUUUCGCGAUGUAGUAAACGAUUGCCUCGAUUAUGUUCCUGAAAAUGCCAAGAAAUCGAAUCAGGGCAAGAGUUCUAAAGAAAUUGAAGUUGAGAAGUUUUCAGGGCUACGAAUCCAGAAUCCACUGCUUUCACGUGUUGAGUUGAGCAACCAUCUAUCAGAUAUUAGAUUCGUUCAAUUACCCGCAAUAAAGAAUGUGCUAAUGGGAGAUACUCUCUCUGGAUGUUGGGUAACGAUCGGAGUUCUAAUGGAAAAGGGGGUAAUGAGAACUAGUGCUAUUGGACAACCUUUCACAAUUUGGAAAAUGGGAUGCUUAGACGAAAAUACUAUUUCUCUUUUCUUAUUUGCCGAUGCAUUCCAAAGAAACCGUGACGAGGAGAUAGGAGCCGUCUUUGCCCUAUUCAAUUGCAGUGUUCGAAAAGAUAAAUUGGGUAAAGGAUCUACCUUGAGUGUUUUUAAUGCUAAGCACAUUUUAAAACUCGGUACUUCAGCAGAUAUGGGAAUUUGUCAGGGAAAAGGAAACGAUGGAGCUUGCACAACUGUCAUAAACAAGCGUCGUAGGAAAUAUUGCAGCUACCAUAGUAAGAAUUCAUCAAACAAAUAUACCUCUUCAAGGGCGGAGCUCAAAGGAGGGAACCUAAAAACGGGAUUCCGAAAUUAUCUCAAGUCAGAAGGCAUUUACGUGGUUAAACCUACAGAUAACGGAGCACAUUUAACAAAGUCGACUAAGCCCGUAAAACUAAUGUCCGUGGAAGGAUUAAAGAAUGCAUUAAAAAAUGCAGACAAAGUGACAACAAAUACAUAUUCACAAGGAAUAAGGUUUCUGAAUCAUCUUACAGGGCAAAAGGGUCCUGAAGUUGCACAAAAGCAAACAAGUACUGAAGAAAAGAUGAGGUUGCCUAGGUAUAUAUCAAGUAAAGAACCAAUUGCCAAAAAACCAAAAACGGAACCGAAAAAGGCUCCAGGCCAAGAUACCAAGAAUGCUGCUGGUAUAAAGAUGAUUGAGUUAGAUUUUUCUAGUUCAGAUGAUGAAGUUAUUGAGGUCUGAUUUUCUAAUUAUUGACCCCAUUUUUGUAAGCAUUACAUAACAAUUAGUAAAUGUAUGCUAUCUUUUAGCUUGUAUAGUAGUAAUGUUAUUGAAUUUCUCAUGGUUGAAAUUUUUGGAUA
Erythranthe guttata (spotted monkey flower) is the source of this 1491-nucleotide messenger RNA. RefSeq names its product minichromosome maintenance 10 (gene MCM10). Gene Ontology annotation, biological process: DNA replication; DNA replication initiation. Gene Ontology annotation, molecular function: DNA replication origin binding; single-stranded DNA binding. NCBI's taxonomy places the organism in Eukaryota, Viridiplantae, Streptophyta, Magnoliopsida, Lamiales, Phrymaceae. The record is from RefSeq and is a predicted model, not a curated record. Gene Ontology annotation, cellular component: nuclear replication fork; nucleus.